GAAGGACACACCUGAACUGCCUCAAUCAGCUGCAAGCAAGACACACUCAGAGACUCAGAAGACUGUAAUUCAUCUACUUUUGGAUGUGAACUUUCCACCUGGGUUCCUGUUCGUCUGGUAAAAAAUAAUUGCAUUAAAAAAAAUGUUUGGAUCCCUGAACAACAGAAUCCGGGAGUACUUGGACAAAAGAAGAAAUCGCAGCACCAGGCUAGUAACCAAAAAUGGUCGCUGCAACAUUGAAUAUGGAAACAUCAAGUACAGCAAACACUUUGCCUUCCUGGCCGACUUCUGGACCACCUUGGUGGAGCUGCGGUGGCGUUAUGUCCUCUUCAUUUUCACUGCCUCUUUCACGCUUAGCUGGUUCAUUUUUGGUUUGGUGUGGUAUUGGAUUGGACGCAAUAAUGGAGACAUGACGUGGCAAAACCCCCCUCCAAAUCACAUUCCAUGUGUUAUCAAUGUUGUUGGACUCACCUCAGCAUACCUCUACUCACUUGAAACCCAGACCACAGUUGGGUAUGGAGUGCGAGCGCUCACAGAUCUCUGCCCAGGUGCUGUUGCCGUUGUCACUAUCCAGUCAGUCCUUGGAGCAAUUAUUAAUUGCUUAAUGUGUGGCGUUGUAAUAGCCAAAAUAUCUUUGCCUAAAAAGAGGGCUAAAACCAUCACAUUUAGUUCAAUGGCUGUGAUUAGCCCCAAAAACAAUUGUCUUUGUCUGUCAAUCAGAGUGGCCAACCUGCGUAGGAGUCUGAUGAUUGGAAGCCAGAUCUACGGUAAACUCUUGAGAACAACAACCACACAAGAUGGAGAGACCAUCAUCCUGGAUCAGGUGAACGUUGAUUUUACGUUGGAUGCUGGGAAGGACAACCUCUUCUUUAUAUGUCCUCUCACUCUCUAUCACAAAAUCGACAAGACAAGCCCCUUCUUCGAGAUAGCAGUGGACACACUCCACAAGCAAAACUUUGAGCUGGUUGUCUUCCUAGAUGGCACGGCUGAGUCUACAAGCUCCUCUUGUCAAGUGCGGACUUCCUAUAUUCCUCAGGAAAUUAUGUGGGGUUACAAUUUUUUGCCCAUCAUCUCAAGAAGCAAGGAAGGCAAGUACAGAGUGGAUUUCUCCAACUUCUCCAAAGUGGUACCAGUGGCCACUGCACACUGUUCCUACUGUUUCCACAACAUAAAGGGUCAUCAUCACUAUUCCAGAGAAGGGCAUGACAAUCCCGGCUUUGAGGUGAUAGAAAUCAUCGAUUCCCAAAAUCUCAGUGUAGAUAUUCCGAGCAACAGAAAUUGAGACUUUAUUGAAGGUUGUACCUCUCAAUGAUGAUCUCUCCCUCCUCUCACCCCCAGCUGGUUGUGGCAGAUGACUGCCCCCUCCCUGAGCCUGGUUCUGCAGGCGGUUCCUUUCUGUUAAAAGGACAUUUUUCCUUCAGGCUGUCGCCAAGUGUUUGCUCA
Archocentrus centrarchus (flier cichlid) is the source of this 1443-nucleotide messenger RNA. It is a transcript of the gene kcnj1a.1, whose product is annotated as potassium inwardly rectifying channel subfamily J member 1a, tandem duplicate 1. Gene Ontology annotation, molecular function: ATP-activated inward rectifier potassium channel activity. The record is from RefSeq and is a predicted model, not a curated record. Gene Ontology annotation, cellular component: plasma membrane. NCBI's taxonomy places the organism in Eukaryota, Metazoa, Chordata, Actinopteri, Cichliformes, Cichlidae. Gene Ontology annotation, biological process: regulation of monoatomic ion transmembrane transport; potassium ion import across plasma membrane. Bases 143 to 1282 code for a protein of 379 amino acids. The transcript has 2 exons.